Molecule: messenger RNA, 879 nt
Organism: Trichoderma atroviride IMI 206040
Lineage: Eukaryota; Fungi; Ascomycota; Sordariomycetes; Hypocreales; Hypocreaceae
Source: RefSeq, a predicted model, not a curated record
AUGUUUUCACUAAGAUUAUGUAGUAAAAAACCAUUCGCCUCACUCACCAGCCUCUCGUCGCCAUCUGGCCUCAUCAAUCGGCAAAAUCUCAUCCGAGCUCGCCACCUACAGCCCAUUGAAAGCAAAUGUCUCUUCCGGCGAUGCUACGCCCAACUACCCAAAAAGCCCAUCUCAAAACCGAAUCUCUCAGCAGUUGAACAGGCCAAGCAGCAGGCAAAAGUCGCCGCUGCUAAUGUUGGGUCUAAGCACUACGAUAUUGCUGAGAGACUGCUCAUCUAUCAUGCGGGUACGGGGAGGAUAACGUUUCUGGCCAUGGUCAAGGUGACGACGUUGUUUCUCGGAGCGUUUUUUACGUUUGUUGUUGUUCCAGGAUAUAUCAAGGCCGAGAAGCCAGAGUGGGAGACUGUAGGAGUUGCUCUUUGCGGCCUCAUCCCUCUCAUCUUCGUCGCAUACACCACAUCUCCCUUUGUCACUCACAUUUACAUCCACCUCCCUCCAGCCGCACGCACCAGCCGCCCCGUCCUCGAGCGCUUCAUCCACAGCGCUCUGCCCCCCUCGACGGAGCUUACCCUCACGACCAUGAGCGCCAUCGCAAAGCCUCGCUACAGCACCAUGCAAGCGGGCCACCUGCGUCCAUCGAACCGGCGGUUUGGCAUUGUAAACUACGUGCGAGACGCCGAGGACGCAAUGGCGGAGAAUGAGACGAGGAAAUGGUACAACUUGCGGGCCAUGAGCAAGUUUGGCGUGCAGGAGGUGAGGCCGCAGAAGAAGAAGGUCAAGGGAAAGAAGAGCAAAGAUUUGACCGAGGCGUGGAUCUGGGAUGCGUUGAAGGAUAAGAUUGAGAAGAGGGCGGUUGUGGACUCUGGCAAGGCGGCGUAA